Messenger RNA from Panicum virgatum (switchgrass), 657 nucleotides. RefSeq lists its product as uncharacterized. Lineage: Eukaryota; Viridiplantae; Streptophyta; Magnoliopsida; Poales; Poaceae. Gene Ontology annotation, cellular component: plasma membrane. The record is from RefSeq and is a predicted model, not a curated record. The coding region runs from base 1 to 657 and encodes 218 amino acids. The transcript is spliced from 2 exons.
AUGGCGCCACCAGGCCUGCGCCGGCCCCCGCCAAUGGCGCCACCAGGCCCGCGCCGCCUUUCUCUCUUGCCGCCACCGCUGCCGCAGUACCUCCACAACCAGCACCUGCCGCCCCCCGCCGGCACGCGGAAGCCGGCGCGGUACCGCCAGCAGCAGCACCGCCGUGGCGGCGGGUGCUCGUGCCGCCACGUGUGCUGCCUCGCCGCGGGGUUCGCCCUCCUCGCGCUCUGCCUGGCCCUCGCCGCGGCGUGCCUCGCGUACCUCUACUACCGCCCGCGCUCGCCGUCGUUCCACCUGCAGCCGCUGGCCCCCGUGCGGCUCCGCCUCGGCAACUCCUCGGCGGCGCCCGCCCUGGACGCCACCGUGGGCACCCGCGCCGUGUCGUGGAAACCCAAUGAGCGCGUCGCGUUCCGAUACGGCGGCGGCGAGGGCGUCGCCGCCGUGGCGUUCGUGGCCACCGCCAGGGGCGUGGUCGUCGACGAGGCCGUCGCGGCGCGUGUGCGCGACCGGUACUGGAGGCGGCAGCAGGCGUUCAGGGUGGUGGUGGACACCUACGUCCGCGUCCGCGUUGGGGCGCUGCGCACUGGCAUGGUGCCGGUCCGGUUGGUGGGGCACAAGAGGGAAGGGCGGCGGCGGCGGAGCAAGAGAGGAAGGUGA